Molecule: messenger RNA, 849 nt
Organism: Parathielavia appendiculata
Lineage: Eukaryota; Fungi; Ascomycota; Sordariomycetes; Sordariales; Chaetomiaceae
Exons: 1
Coding region: 1-849 (282 amino acids)
Source: RefSeq, a predicted model, not a curated record
AUGUCUUCAGACAACGGAAACCCAGCUGCCAACGACAUGGCUCGCCAGCGGCGCGGCUCCAUCACCUCGAGCGCCUUCACCAACCUCUUCCGUGCUAACUCGCUUUCCCAACCCCCGACGGCACCCUUCCCCACUCCCUUGGCCACCGCUGCCAUGAACGACCAACGGCGAAGACUGUCUGUUACCACGCUUGGCCUUUCGGGCACCUCUCCCACGACCACCUCGACGCUCUUGCGCCGUGCCAGCCUGUCGACGAACUCGGACUCGAUUGACGAGAACGCCAUUGAGGAUGACGAGAGUCCUCGCACCGCGCCAGCCUCGGCCGUCAACCGCCGGAUGAGCUUCGGCGCAACCCAACCGAUUCGAGGCGUGCGAGGGCCCACUAGCCCUGGCACCAACGGUAGGCCACCCCAGCCGAUCCGCCGCACCAGCAUGGCCCGCGGUAGUCCGCCGACGCCGCCGCUCCCCUCGGCUAGCGUUGGCAGCUACACGUGGGGCAAGAUUGCUUCACAGGCAAGCACUGCAAACCAGUCCAGAAUCCCUUCUGACUUGUGCUCCCCUUCUGCCCGGCCAGACCAAGGUUUCAACUGGUCCGAGCAGCUUAGGUCUCGCGCCGAGAGCACCGUCGCCGCCGGCCCGCGGCCCUCCUUCUCGCUCGCCUCCGGCCUGGGCGGCUCUCCUCCCCGGGCUGCUGCUCCGGCCCCAGCUCCCGUCAGCCCUCGCCAUGACCGAGCCAAGUCCUUCUCGGAUAUGCCAGCUCCUCCUGCCCAACCCCCCAAACCACGGGCUCCCCAGAAGCCCGAUCCCUUCCAAGAGAGGAUCCUGAAGGGCGAUUUCUAUAUGGACUAA